UCUGUGAGGACUGUGAGUUUGAGUUUGGAGCUCUUGAAGGUAGCACAGUGGGACAGUACUUUGUACAGUGUUACAUAACACUGCUGCUGCAUGUUAGUUUGCUGACAAGAGUUUGCUGAGAAGAGUGGAAGCACAACCAAAACUCUGCCAUGCGUGUAGCGAUCAUCGGAGCUGGGGUUAUCGGCCUUUCCACAGCCCAGAGUAUUUACGAGCAUUACCAUGACAAAAUCAGUCCCUUGAAUAUAGAUGUCUACGCAGACGUCUUUACUCCUUUGACCACCAGCGAUGGAGCAGCAGGACUGUGGCAACCGUACCUCUAUGAUAAGGGCAACAUCCACGAAACAAAAUGGAACAAAGAAACAUUUGAUUACCUUCUGAGUUUCCUCAGUUCUCCCGAAUCUGUUACAAUGGGAAUAUUCCUGCAGUCUGGCUACAACCUGUGCACCCAGCAUGCCCCGGAGCCAUCGUUUAAAGAUAUUGUGUUGGGUUUUCGGGAACUCACCCAGCGUGAACUUGAUAUGUUUCCUGGAUACAGUUUGGGUUGGUUUAACACUGCUAUAAUGCUGGAAGGGAAGACGUAUCUGCCCUGGCUCAUGAACUGGUUGGCAAAAAGAGGCGUGACAUUUCACCACAGAAAGAUCCAUUCAUUUCAAGAGCUGGCAGAGAGUGGAGCGGACAUUGUCGUCAACUGCUCAGGCGUUCGAUCAGGUGACCUCCAACCUGAUCCUGAGCUCACUCCAGGCAGAGGACAGAUCAUCAAGGUCGAUGCUCCUUGGAUAAAGCACUUUAUUCUGACACACAAUUUCACAUCAGGCGUUUACAGUUCACCGUACAUCAUCCCAGGGAGUCGUCUAGUGACAGUUGGGGGAAUUUUCCAAGUGGGAAACUGGACUGAACAGAACAAUUCCAUCGACCACAAAGGCAUUUGGGAGAGAGCCUGUGCAUUGGAGCCAAGCUUAAAACAUGCUCGCAUAGUGGAGGACUGGACGGGUCUCAGACCUGUACGCAGUAAAGUCAGGCUGGAGAGAGAGACCAUCCAAUCUGGACCCAGUGUGACUGAGGUAAUCCAUAACUACGGUCAUGGGGGCUACGGGCUGACGAUCCAUCGUGGCUGUGCUGAAGAAGCUGCCCGUCUUUUUGGCGAGAUCUUGCAGCAGCAAGCCAAAGCUAAAUCUCGACUCUAAUUCAACUGUUAUAUAAAAGAUAUUACUCGCCUGUUCGAACUAAUUCAUCCAUAAACAAUGAUCCAUAUCAGUCUGUAAUUUAAAUGUAAAUCUGCUAGUGGAAAUUCAUAAAUCAGCAGCGGUAGCAGAAAUACAAAAAUAUCAUUUUAAAAGAUUGUUUAACUCAGUUUAUACCAAUCCUAUCCAAUGAUUAACCAAAGGAAACAAACAAACAAAACUCUAAUAAUGCAAUAAAUAGAAUUACACACCGUUUUUUAAAUUUUUUUUUCCAUUUGAAAUUUAGUUUAUUGUAGAUACACAUGUGGAGCCAGUGUGGCGUAGGAUAUCUGCACACACACAGACACUAAACUCAGCACUAAAUCGCAAAGGCAGGCAUGUAGGAGAGAGACCUUGCGCCGGGUGAACGCACACAGGACUUCACUGUGCACCAAAGCCGGGUGUAAACCCAUCAGAUAUCAUUUCGAUGAGGUGAUUUAAACGAAUCAUUAAUAAAUCAUAAAUGCAAUCGCUGUACAGGUAAGAAGUGAAAAGCGGUCAUUGUAAAGCUUAGUUACAUAUGUAACAAACCCAAAGUCUCUUUGCAAAAUACAGUACAAUAUACCGACAGUAGAUAUAACGAGAAAGCUAAAACUGUUGAGCAUUUUAAUGUAAUAUUUAGCAAAAAAAAAAAACACCCCAAAACAAUCAAAACAAACCGAUUUAUUUUUCCUCCCAAGACAAGCCAAGUUUGAUGAGUGACAUUUACCACUGUUAAUAAAUGAUCAUAAAACAAAUGU
This is a messenger RNA of Ictalurus furcatus (blue catfish), 1960 nucleotides long. RefSeq names its product D-amino-acid oxidase. The transcript has 11 exons. Bases 150 to 1184 code for a protein of 344 amino acids. NCBI's taxonomy places the organism in Eukaryota, Metazoa, Chordata, Actinopteri, Siluriformes, Ictaluridae. The record is from RefSeq and is a predicted model, not a curated record. Gene Ontology annotation, molecular function: FAD binding; D-amino-acid oxidase activity.